UGCGAAGCACCUAUUUGACAUGAUCAAACACUCGAUAGACUCAAAUAUCGCUGCAGAAGGACCUCAAACUCAACACGUGGAAAUCGAUCCCGUCAUAAAGACGCCAAAGAGCACAAGGUCAGAAGUACAAGCGCCCACUCAUGCCAAGAGUUUAGAGACGGUGGGAAAUAACUUUCGGUUACUGCCAAGCACCAAGGUACACAUAUUUGACGCUUGACUCGCACCUUAGCAACAGCCAUCCAACUUGCAAGAAGUAGUCAUGUCAGUAUUCGAAACUCCUAUUUGCAUCCCCGAUCUCACUGAUCAAAUAAUCAAAGACUCAGACACACCGGCUGCAGUGGGCGGCUAUGCGACAAUCUUCAAGUGCAGCUGGAAUUCGCCUUCUGAAUCUUCUCCAGUUGCGGUUCAGGUCGUCAAGGUUCGGCAUGACUCCGACCUUGCCUCACUCAGCAUUAAAAGCGAGGAAUGGAGACAAGAAAUCAAAGUAUGGGGGCGACUUCAAAGCGAACAUAUUUUGCCUUUACUCGGGCUCAUUUACGGAUACGGCCCUUUACCUGGCCUUGUAUCACCUUGGAUCGGCAAUGGAAACUUGAUCCAAUUAUUAACUAGACAUCACAAUAUCCUGACGCGCCAUGAGCGAUUUCGCCUGGUGGGUGAUUUAGCUUACGAUUUCACCAUAUCUAAAACCAAAGUUGGUUAGUUGCAAGAUAUUGCAUCAGCGCUACAGUAUUGUAUGUCUGCUUGUCUACG
Suillus fuscotomentosus is the source of this 750-nucleotide messenger RNA. RefSeq lists its product as uncharacterized. The record is from RefSeq and is a predicted model, not a curated record. The coding region runs from base 260 to 700 and encodes 146 amino acids. The transcript has 4 exons. Gene Ontology annotation, biological process: protein phosphorylation. Gene Ontology annotation, molecular function: protein kinase activity. Lineage: Eukaryota; Fungi; Basidiomycota; Agaricomycetes; Boletales; Suillaceae.